Molecule: messenger RNA, 1415 nt
Organism: Hemibagrus wyckioides
Lineage: Eukaryota; Metazoa; Chordata; Actinopteri; Siluriformes; Bagridae
Exons: 7
Coding region: 83-613 (176 amino acids)
Source: RefSeq, a predicted model, not a curated record
GUUACUGUCUUUAGAAGACGAGACAAAACAGAGACUAGAAAAAGGGAAAAUUUUCUAAAAAAAAAAUUAAAAAAUAUGAGAUAUGAAUUCUUCUCAGACAUCAAGGUCAUCGGGAUUCAGUCAAACCCUGCAAUUAAACCUCAAGAACCCGGAAUGUGGACCUGAGAACUUCAGAGAGAGAACAGGACCUUUACAACCUCCACUCUUCCACACUACUGACAUUCCUAAAGCGAUGCUCACAGCGCCAUUCUUACAGUACUCAGCCUUGACUCCAGGUCAGAAGCGCUAUCUGUGUAGCGUGUGCGAAGCGUACAGCGAGGCUCACAUGCGAAAGCUGAUGCAGCAACACUACCUGAAUGUCCUACAAAGAUCUAUCAGAGCAGGUAACUUCAUCUCUAACAUGCAACUGAGAAUGUUUCCACCAGACCUGGGUCACAGCUCAACAUGGGACAAGGAGAGAUCUGAGGCCAAGGCCCUGAGACCAAAAGAGAAAAGUACAAGCAAAAAGAUGAUUCAUUUACCUAAAAUCAACAGUCAGGAAGAAGGGUCUCUGGAAUUGAUUAAAAGAAAAUCAGGUCCAGGAGUAAAAAAGAAAAAUCAUGGAUUGAUAUAAAAAGAGGAAGAGAAGAGACAGAUAUUCACCUGUUUCUUGGAACUGAGAGCUUUAUAUCCACUAUAUAACACCGGAAUUUUACCAUAAAACAUUAGCAUAUGUUAAUGAGUUAAUGAGAAGCCCCUCCCUCUUGUUUUUUUUUUUUUACUGGUUCACAAAACCGUACAGCACGGUGGCUUAGUAGUUAUCACUGUUGCCUCACAGCAAGAAGGACCUGGGUUCGAACAGGCAGGGCCUUUCUGUGUGGAGUUUGCAUCUUCUCCCCGUGCCUGCAUGGGUUUACUCCUCCCACAGCCCAAAAACAUGUACAUUAGGUUGAUUGGUAAUUCUAAAUUGCCCGUAGGAGUGAGUGUGAGUGUGUGUGGUUGUCUGUCUAUAUGUGUGGCCCUGUGAUGGACUGGCGACCUGUCCAGGGUGUACCUCUGCCUUUCGCCCAAUGUGUGCUGGGAUAGGCUCCAGCAGAUCCCCGUGACCCUAAUUAGGAAUAAAGCGGGUAUAGACAAUGGAUGGAUGGGUUCACAAAACCAAGGCUUGCUGUAUUCCUGUACAAAGGGGUAAUUUAUUAUAAAUGCAUGUGGUGUAAAUGCGUGCUGAGGUCAUGGAUAAGAUUACCUUCUGAUGACUCUUCCAUGCAGAUCCGCUGGAUUAUGUUGUGUUUUGUGAUGGGGAUUAGAAAUACGCUAAUUAUAAUCUUAUCAUCUGAACAAAACUGUUUUUAAACUCACCUUGAAAGACGUUCCCGCUUUCUCAGUUUUCUUCUAUGUUUGUUAUAUAAGGAAAAGGCAAGUAACUUUAAUAAUAA